AUGAAGGUGUUGCUUCUUAUUGUUGCAAUUACGUUUUUAUCAACGGUCGAUGGACAACAGUGUCGAGCACAAUUCAUCAAUGAUACGAUUGGAGAAUGCUCAUCUGUCGAUACAUGUCAAGGAACUAUAUUAGCCGGUAAUUCGUGCGAACUGAAACGCUGUUGUAUUCCUGCCACACUACCAUCAACUCCAAAAACAUGUAUUACUGAAAAUGAUUUCGAUAUUCUAUACAAUACAACCCGUGCUAGCUUUCUUCGAACUGCUCUCGAUUACGGAAUCAAUUCAGCUGGUAUAUGCCUCAACUGUCAAGCAAAAGCAGCUUUCUUGGCGAUAGCAGCAACGAUGACACAGAAUUUCCAAACUGAUGAAGCUACCGGUAGCGAUGCACAAUUCGCUGCUGAUGACAACAAAUAUGGAAACUCACAAGCUGGAGAUGGAUCUCGUUUUCGUCGACGAGGUUUCUUUGGUCUUCGUGGAAGAACAAUGUAUCAAAGAUUACAAACAGCGAUGCCACAAUAUGAAAGUCUAACCAAUCCAGAAUCAGUCGCACUUAUACCAAAUGCUAUUAUGAUUGCCUCAAAGCUAUGGACUAAUCCAGAUUUGAAUAGUGGUAUGUGUUUGAUCGUUUGA
Molecule: messenger RNA, 630 nt
Organism: Rotaria sp. Silwood2
Lineage: Eukaryota; Metazoa; Rotifera; Eurotatoria; Philodinida; Philodinidae
Source: the annotation of a GenBank genome assembly